Messenger RNA from Megachile rotundata (alfalfa leafcutting bee), 3342 nucleotides. RefSeq names its product SWI/SNF-related matrix-associated actin-dependent regulator of chromatin subfamily A-like protein 1 (gene Marcal1). NCBI's taxonomy places the organism in Eukaryota, Metazoa, Arthropoda, Insecta, Hymenoptera, Megachilidae. Gene Ontology annotation, biological process: DNA repair; replication fork processing. The record is from RefSeq and is a predicted model, not a curated record. Gene Ontology annotation, cellular component: nuclear replication fork. Gene Ontology annotation, molecular function: ATP binding; catalytic activity.
UCGCGCGUGUUGGGUUCUCCAAACUUGACAAUUUAUGCAGUGAAGGUGUUACAGAGGUAGCAUGGCAUAAUGUUGACAUUUUAAAAAUUUUUAGAAUUAGCUGGUCUUGCACCAGGUCCGUUUUGUGGAAUGAUAUUAGCUGAAUUCGGCGCAUCCGUGAUUAAAGUAGACAAGAUUAAUACAUUUUAUAGCAUUGAUUCACUUGGCAAUGGAAAACGAUCAAUUGCAUUAAAUUUAAAAAACCAUGAGGGUAUUAAUAUAUUUAAGAAGUUAAGUAAUCAAAGUGAUGUGCUCAUAGAUCCAUUUAGACCUGGUGUAAUGGAGAAAAUGAAAUUGGGGCCAGAAGAACUUAUGAAGGCAAAUACAAGAUUGAUAUAUGCUAGAUUAAAUGGAUUUGGUAACAAAGGACCUUAUGCUAAUAUGGCUGGACAUGAUAUAAAUUAUUUAGCUUUAUCUGGUUUAUUAUCUUUAUUUGGUCGUUAUAAUCAGAAGCCAACACCUCCAGCUAACUUGGCUGCUGAUUUUGGGGGUGGUGGAUUAAUGUGUGCCUUUGGAAUAAUGUUAGCAUUGUUUGAACGUACUAAAAGUAAUACUGGUCAGAUUGUUGAUACAUCAAUGGUAGAUGGAACUGCAUAUUUAGGAAGCUGGCUCUUUAGAUCUCAAAAACUUCCAGGAUUAUGGGGAAAUCCACGUGGCAAAAAUAUAUUGGAUAGUGGUGCACAUUUUUAUGACACUUAUGAAACAAAAGAUGGACAGUAUAUGUGUGUUGGAGCCAUUGAGCCACAGUUUUACCAAAUAUUUUUAGAUAAACUUGGCCUUUCAGAAGAUGAAAUGCCACAAUUUGAUAAAUUUGAUGAAAAUCGUGAAAUACUAGAAAAGAUAUUUAAACAGAAGACUCAAACUGAAUGGUGCUCUAUAUUUGAUGGCACAGAUGCUUGUGUAACACCUGUUUUAAAUUUAGAAGAUGUUGCAUUACAUGCACAUAAUAAAGAAAGAAAGACAUUUAUGUCUAACAAAGAUGGUACAGUAAUUCCAAAUCCUACUCCUCAUUUAUCUCGUACUUCUGGAAGGUCAAAAGGAUAUGAAAGAAAUCCUGAAAGAGCUAUGAACUAUUCUGAAGAACAAAUAGAACAAAAACGUUUAUUGGCUUUACAACGUAAAAAACAAGCUCAAGUAAAAAGCAAUCCAUUUAGUUCUUCAACAACACGAAACAGUAUUCCAUCCACCAAUAGCAAUGUCAGUUUUAAUAAAAAUAAGGAAACAAAUGCAAAUAAAUCUUUUGGAAAUUAUGGUGCAAAAUCUUAUGGACAUAAUGCUGACUCUAAAUCAAACUUUGGAAACAAUUCAGCUAGAAAUACUCCAAAAUUUAAUAAUAAACAAAAGAAACGUUUUAGUCCUAUUUCAACACGGAAUUUCUUUGGACAAAAAUCAUGUAUUACAGGAAAAUGUUAUAUGAUAACUCAUGAAAGAUUUGCUUUGGAAACAUCUGCAUAUUUUCCUCCACUUAUUGAAGCUUUAAAAUUGAUUCCAAGCAGAUCAUAUGAUAUGAAAAGUAAAACUUGGAAUUUUAAUUUGAAGGAUUAUGAAACUGUAAUGGAGAAAAUUAUUAAUUUCAAGACUGACAUACAAGUAAUAGGAUUACCGAAAAUUGUUAUUGAACUUUUUAGAAAGAAUAAUAAUUCUGAGAAUAUUGAUGAAAACAUUGAUUUAUCAAAAAUUGAUCCCCAGUUGUUAUCAAGUUUGAUGCCUUUUCAACGCAAAGGAAUAUGCUAUGGAAUAUCUAAAAGAGGCCGUUGUAUGAUUGCUGAUGAUAUGGGUUUAGGAAAAACCAUUCAAGCACUGGGCAUUGCACAUUACUUUAAAGAGAAUUGGCCCCUUCUUAUUAUUGUACCAUCUUCAGUUAGAUACCAGUGGACAGAUGCAAUAUAUACAUUUUUGCCAUCUGUACCUGCCCAAUAUGUUCAUCAGUUUGCAAAUACAAAAGAUUUUAUUACGGGUAAUAAAAUUGUUAUUACAUCUUAUGAUCUCUUGGUACGAGCCGUGGACGCAUUCGAGCGACAUACAUUUGGCUUUGUUAUUUUGGACGAAUCUCACGCUUUAAAAAGUGUUAAGACUGCUAGGUAUAAGGCUGCACAACGUAUAGUUUCAAAAGCAUGUCACGUUGUUUUACUUUCCGGGACACCUGCUUUAUCGAGACCUAUAGAACUAUAUUCUCAAAUAAGUCUGAUAAUGAGAAAUUUUAUGGGAUAUCAGGAAUAUGGAAUUCGAUACUGUGCUGGAGAGAAAUCUUCAUUUGGUUGGGACUUUACAGGGUCAUCAAACAUGCAAGAAUUGCAAUUGUUACUGAAAUGCACGUGUGUAAUUCGAAGAUUGAAAAAUGAAGUAUUAGAAGAAUUACCAUCAAAGAAGAGGGAAGUAAUUGUAUUGGAUCCAGAUUUAAUUAAAAUUGGAACCAAGGAAAUGAAGGAGAUAUCCGCAAAAUUGGAGCGCAGUUCUUUAACUGGCAUGGAAAGGCAUAAUACUCUUCUACAGUAUUAUAACGAAUCCAGUAUUGCUAAACAGAAAGCUAUAUGUGAUUAUGUUACAAACUUGUUAAGAAGAAAACAAAAAUGUAUAAUAUUUGCUCAUCACCAGAAUAUACUAGAUGCAAUUUCGGAAGUUGCGGAGUCUAUGGAUAUAAAAUAUAUAAGAAUUGAUGGGAAAACAAACCCGGAACGUAGAAAGUAUCAGGUGGAUAAAUUUCAAACAUCUGAUGCUUAUUUGGUGGCAAUUUUAUCCAUAACAGCAGCUAAUGCAGGAAUUACUUUAACAGCUGCACAGCUUGUAGUAUUUGCAGAAUUAUUUUGGAAUCCUGGAGUUUUGUGCCAAGCAGAAGAUAGGGUGCAUAGGAUUGGACAGAAUGAAAAUGUUGUAAUUCAAUAUUUGGUUGCAAAACAAACGGCGGAUGAUUAUUUAUGGCCUUUAAUACAAAGAAAGAUGAACGUAUUAAACGAAGUUGGAUUAGAUCAAGAUUUUUGCCUUAAGGACGUUGAUGUUACAAAGCAGACGUUAAAUGAAAAACAAAGAACGUUAGAUUUCUUAUUUAAUAAAGACUGCAAAUUUGAAACCGAUGAAGAGACAAUACAAAAUAGUGAUAACACAAUUCAACAAACUGAAAAUUGUUUUGCCACAGCGUCGGGGGAAUUUAACGAAUUACUUGAAUUGAAUGAUGAAGAUUUCGACUUUAGUAAUUGGGAUGAUAUAGAAUAAAACAUUAUUUUUGUACGGUAUAUUGUUAAUAUUGUGAGAAAUACAUAUGUGAUUGAAUCGAUGUUUAAGGAAUAAAAGCAUUUAUAGUUUGAA